GCGCGCUUAGCCCAAAGGGGAAGUCUUCCAACCUCUCGCGCGCAAAGUGUCCUGCAAACACCGCGGAGCAUUCUGAGGCCCGAAGCAUUGCGACGAUUCCCCAAGCCUCAUCCUCCACCAUGCCGCCUUUCAAAGACGAGCACAUUUUGAUAAUUGCGCCAGGCUCGCAAGUGACCCUGGCGCAACUGGGUCUCCCCGAGUCAUUCACACCCGCUCGCUUUCGAUUUCCCACGCGGAUGUUCCCUGCCGAAAAGAAAGGCGAAUAUGAACCAUAUAAGAUCCGCGAGCGACGACAGGAGGUGAAACCUAGCAAUGGGACGGACGCGCCCAAGGAAGAUGUCGAGAUGAAAGAUGCGGAACCCACCGCUCCCGGUAACAACGAGGAGGCCUCCAAGCCCGAGGACGGCCAGCAAGAGGGCAAAGCAGAGUCCGCCGAGGGCCAGGAAACGAAUGGAGAGCCGAAACAGGAGGUCCAGGAGAUCUUCUACGAGGAGGAUGCUACAUCAGAUGAGGGGGCUACCUUCCCGAUCGAAAAUGGGCGCAUUAUCGACUGGCCGUGUUUCUUUGCUCUUCUUACGCAUGUUUAUAAUACACUGAGUCCCCCGUUUCAUACACCGAUCAUGCUGAUCUCCCAACCGGCCUGGUCAGCGCGCGACCGAGAGGCGAUUACGCAGUUUGUGUUCGAGAAGUUCAAGACGCCCGCUUUUUGUAUGAUGGACUCUGCCCUUGCUGUCUGCUACGGAUACGGUACUUCGACUGCGACCGUUGUCGAUGUCGGUAAGGGUAAGGUGGAUGUUACUGCUGUCACCGAUUUCCUCGUUAACGAGCAUGGACGAGGAAUUGCCCUGGAAGGGUGCGGUGGUGACUACAUGACGGACAGACUCCAGGAGCUGCUGAAGUCGAAGGGCUUUUCAAGAGAGAUGUGUGAACAGUUGAAGAGGAGUAAUAUUACUGAGAUCCUGCCCGCUGGCACUCCUCUCCCGGGUACUGCCACCACCGCACGGCAGAAUACCAACCCUGCUGCUUCAGCUUCCACAGGAGGAGAAGAAGGCAAGGCUAAUGAUGCUGUUCCUCGGGGUCCCGGUGAGGGCACCCAGACAGGCCCAGAAGGUGCUAAUGGGGAAGACGAAGACGAGGGUGUGUUAGAUGUUGCGGCUAUUGUCAGUGGCAACACCAGCGAAUUCCUAGCCAACAGAGAAAAGGAAAAAGCGGAGAAGUCGGGUUCGAAAAAGGGCUCGACCGACCAAAGCGGGAAGCCCAUUCGUCUCCCCAACUCUAAGAAAGAGAAGGCCUCGUUCCAAUUCGAAGAGUACGUGCAAUUGGAGCCGGAAAAAGAUGCCGCCAACGCCCCUAGACGUUACAUCCGCCAGACACGGGAGAUUGAAGUCGGCAUUGAGCGUUUCCUCUCUGCCACUCAGAAGCAACACACUGGCGACCGCUUAACCAACAAUAUCCUGGAAGAUAUUGCAACACAAAUCCACCAUACUAUCCUGGCUGUGCCCGAUUCGAGCAAGCGAAGCGAGCUUUGGGAUUCGUUGGUGGUUGUUGGUAACGGUAGUAAGAUUAAGGGUUUCACGCAGGCUUUGCUUAACACCAUCACACAAAAGUUUGUCCUCUCGCCAUCUGCCACCAUCUUUACUUCCGAGCUUCCGUCCAAUUUCUCCACUCCCAUGCCGACGGGGGGAACUAACACUCCGGCACCUGGCCAGACUGGAACCAUGUACAAUACUCCUGGCCAUGGAGUGAACCCACUUCUUGUUGCUGCAACGCAUUCAAAUAAUCCCGUACCCCCAGGCACCCCAGGGAUGGACCCCAGUGUGGCUUCCCACUACCGCUCCACCGGUCAUUCUCAAACCCCAACCUCCGUCAAGACCCUGAAGCCUCCAGAGUACUUCCCGGAGUGGAAGGAGCAUAGCAACUCCAACGCUCCUGGCACUAGCGGGGCCUCAGGAAUGAGCAAUGGCCCUAAUGUCGGACCUGGAGGCCCAGGUGCCCCAAGUAGCGGCCAUGGCAUGGAGGAAGCGGUAUUCUUAGGAGCCCAGGUUGCUUCUAAGGUUAUCUUCGUUAAUGAUCAGGGUGUCAGUAAGGGAUUCAUGAGCCGUGUGGAGUACAACGAGAACGGCCCCUCCGCAAUCCAUGAAUAUGCUAUGUGAUCGUCUUUAAUAGAAAAUUAUAUGGAAUUUGACGCUUUGUCUUACGUCAAGUUGGGUUGAGUUCAACAUGAAAAUCUUUUUUCCUUUUUCCUUCUCUUUUCUUACUCAGGGGGUUAUUUAAUGCGUUGAAGCUUUGUUGAACAUGACACUUGGUCGUCUCACAUAUGGUUUUUGUAUUCUAAUACUGGCGUCCUUUAUUAGAAAAGCAACUCUGUCAGGAUGCGGUAGGAUUGGUGGAGUCUGGCUUGAAUUAUCUGGUACCUAUAGUACUCAAUGUAACAAAUUUUUACUUCUAA
Aspergillus alliaceus is the source of this 2449-nucleotide messenger RNA. RefSeq names its product putative chromatin remodeling complex subunit (Arp9). Bases 120 to 2153 code for a protein of 677 amino acids. The record is from RefSeq and is a predicted model, not a curated record. NCBI's taxonomy places the organism in Eukaryota, Fungi, Ascomycota, Eurotiomycetes, Eurotiales, Aspergillaceae. The transcript is spliced from 3 exons.